GGCCUUGGUCCAGCUGGCACUGAGCACUGGCUCAGGGGCAGGUUAGGAAUGGAGACCGCCCUAGCGGCAAGAGCAGACUUCUGGCCGUUGUUCCCAUCAGUGGAAUGGGCCAUGAGGGGGUAGAUGGAUAAUGAACUAGCCCAUCUCAGCAUCCCAGAGGUUCAGUCGCGCGCCCUCGCUCGCCUUCGUGAAGGGCAGAAUGAACUGGCCCGCCUUGCAAGCUAAUCUACGGGUGAGUCUUAGGUCUCUCAGGGCAUUUGGCGCCGUGAGCUGCAAGUACGGUAGAAGCAGAGGACCGCCUACUCCAGGCAAUACGGCAGCGGCUCCUCCCUUGGCGCGGUCACGUCCCCCACGUCCCGAGUCCGCUUGGGCGGAGCUUCCUUCCCUAACCCGACCCAUUGAACCCCGCCCAGGUCGGCUGGACCACUAUCUCCAGUCGGUUGCCGCCCUCUGAUCCAAGCCCCACCCCCACUCAUACUUCGGCCAUCUCCAAACCUGUAUCUCCUCUAUGCCAGACAGUGAUGGGAGUUGGAGGGCGCUUAUGACUUCCGAGACUCCCUUUAGCUUUAAUCUAGAUUCUGGCUUUAGGGAGGAGGGCUGCAUGAGAAUCGAGGGCUCCGUAAGAUGCUCUUGUGGAGGAGUGGACCGUGCAAUGUUCAGCAGGGCCUUGGUGGAACUUUGCAAAGAAGGGUCUCCCACAGUAAGCCGGAGCAGGUCCCUAGGGCUGCCCCAUUUUGUGACAGCCAAGGUUCCUCACAAGAAGGGGGAUCUCAGGGCUGAGGUGGUGUGAUGGUUGGUUCUGGGCAACUGUCUAUUUUGGCAAACAAGAGUACUGUUUGGCAGCACACCAUUUGUGGAGAGAGACGAGUAGGCUGGACUGAAUACUCAGGUCCGAGGCCGCCCUCGCUGCAGCUCAGUUCUUGGUGAAAGCAGCCCUCCUGGCUAUGGGAGGGGCUGUGGUGGACGAGGGUCCCACCGGCAUCAAGGCCCCCGAUGGGGGCUGGGGCUGGGCCGUCCUCUUUGGCUGUUUUAUCAUCACGGGUUUCUCCUACGCCUUCCCCAAGGCGGUCAGCGUCUUUUUCAAGGAGCUUAUGCAUGAGUUUGGGAUUGGCUACAGCGACACGGCUUGGAUCUCCUCCAUCCUGCUGGCUAUGCUCUAUGGCACAGGACCGCUCUGCAGUGUGUGUGUGAACCGCUUUGGCUGCCGGCCUGUCAUGCUUGUGGGUGGCCUCUUUGCGUCCCUGGGAAUGGUGGCUGCGUCCUUCUGCAGAAGCAUUAUCCAGAUCUACCUCACCACGGGGGUCAUCACUGGCUUGGGUCUGGCUCUCAACUUCCAGCCUUCCCUCAUCAUGCUCAAUCGAUACUUCAACAAGCGUCGCCCUAUUGCCAAUGGGUUGGCAGCGGCAGGCAGCCCAGUGUUCCUUUGUGCACUGUCUCCACUGGGGCAGCUGCUGCAGGAUCACUAUGGUUGGCGGGGUGGCUUCCUCAUCCUGGGGGGCCUACUGCUCAACUGCUGUGUGUGUGCUGCGCUCAUGAGGCCGCUGGUGGCACCGCAGGUAGGCGGAGGGACUGAGCCCCGCGGACCCCAGCGGCCACCUCAACGCCUGCUAGACCUGAGUGUCUUCCGAGACCGCGGCUUCCUCAUCUAUGCCGUGGCCGCCUCAAUCAUGGUGCUGGGACUCUUUGUGCCUCCGGUCUUUGUGGUGAGCUAUGCUAAGGAUAUGGGUGUACCCGACACAAAGGCCGCCUUCCUUCUCACCAUCCUGGGCUUCAUCGACAUCUUUGCCAGGCCCACGGCUGGUUUCAUAACAGGCCUCAAGAAGGUGCGGCCCUACUCUGUCUACCUCUUCAGCUUUGCCAUGUUCUUCAAUGGCUUCACUGACCUGACAGGCUCCACAGCCACUGACUACGGUGGCCUGGUGGUCUUUUGCAUCUUCUUUGGCAUCUCAUAUGGCAUGGUGGGCGCACUACAGUUUGAGGUGCUCAUGGCUAUCGUGGGCACUCAGAAGUUCUCCAGUGCCAUUGGUCUCGUGCUGCUGCUGGAGGCCGUGGCUGUGCUCAUCGGACCCCCGUCAGGAGGCAAGCUGCUGGAUGCAACCAAAGUUUACAAGUAUGUGUUCAUCCUGGCGGGGGCCGAGGUGCUCACCUCCUCCCUUGUGCUGCUGCUGGGCAACUUCUUCUGCAUCGGGAAGAGGAAGAGGCCCGAGGUGACAGAGCCUGAGGAGGUGGCCUCAGAGGAGAAGCUCCACAAGCCCCCUGUGGACGUGGGAGUGGACUCGAGGGAGGUGGAGCACUUCCUGAAGGCAGAGCCUGAGAAAAAUGGGGAGGUGGUUCAUACCCCGGAAACCAGCGUGUGAGCAGCCUGGCCGGGCGGGCAGGGAGCAGGGAAGAGGUCCAGAGACUGGCAACGCUCAUAUUUAUUUCACAAACAGGACCAGCUGAGGGCGGGCGGGGCCAUCGGCUCAGCUCUUGGCUGCCUGGUCAGCCGGUCAGUGUUUUGCGGGGAGAGGUGGCGGGGUGGGAACCGCGUCAUUCCAAAGUGGAUCUGCGGUGAAGCCAAGGAAGCCCCAUAGUUAUCAGCCACCUAAACCAGGGACCCAGCCUGCUGAGCCCAAGCAGCCUGUGGCUCCCCCGCCCCCUCCCCACCCUCCAUCCCCACUGUGGCCAAGGACCUAGAAACCCACACUUAGGAGACAACACGACUUUAAUCAGAGGGCAGGGCUGGGACAGGCUGGCAGGUGGACACUGCCUGCAGGGUCUUCCCUGAUCCCACCAUCCUACCUACGCCCCCCCUCCCCUCAGCCCUAGUCUCCUCCAUUGACAGUCAUCCAUCUCUGCCUAAGGGACAAAGAAAUCCUUCUACCUGAGAAGGCAGAAAUAGACCUGCCCGUGGGAGGAGCAUCAAGGGGCCUGUCUCUAGGAGCUGUGUGGUUCUGGGCAGUGGUCUGUUCACCCUGAGUCCCACCCUUUGUUAAAUAACAAACUGCUGAUUCUUAAAAA
This is a messenger RNA of Mus musculus (house mouse), 3000 nucleotides long. RefSeq names its product solute carrier family 16 (monocarboxylic acid transporters), member 3 (gene Slc16a3). Gene Ontology annotation, cellular component: apical plasma membrane; plasma membrane; basolateral plasma membrane. NCBI's taxonomy places the organism in Eukaryota, Metazoa, Chordata, Mammalia, Rodentia, Muridae. Gene Ontology annotation, molecular function: monocarboxylic acid transmembrane transporter activity; lactate:proton symporter activity; pyruvate transmembrane transporter activity. The transcript is spliced from 6 exons. The record is from RefSeq and is a predicted model, not a curated record. Gene Ontology annotation, biological process: lactate transmembrane transport; plasma membrane lactate transport; transmembrane transport. The coding region runs from base 945 to 2357 and encodes 470 amino acids.